This is a messenger RNA of Cinara cedri, 29527 nucleotides long. The record is from the annotation of a GenBank genome assembly. Lineage: Eukaryota; Metazoa; Arthropoda; Insecta; Hemiptera; Aphididae.
GUUAUUAAAGCCGUAAUCACAGUAAAUAUCGCAUAGUCGGUACGGCGGUAUAUUAUGUUAUUAACACCUAUAGUUUGUUAAAUCUAAAUAGUGUAAAACGAUGUCUUAAUUUAAAUAAAAAAAACAAAUGUAUUCUAUUUUCAUUAUCGUAUAAAGAAUAUUAUUACGUAGGAUUAACUAGGUACGUAUACUUAUGAAUUAUAACACCAAACUAUAAUAUAAUACUUGAAUUAUAUCACAUUGGCCAAUAGACGAUUAGUGAUAAUAUUAUAUUAAUUAUUAUAUUGAGAUUUCUCAGGUACCUUAUACACAUAUUCAUGUAAUUAGACAUUAGGUGCUAAUUUAGUUGUUUCAAAAUAUAUAGAAUCAUAUUAGCUGUCCCAACCGGCGUUACCCGUGCCAAAAGAAAUACAGUCCAACAAUUGUUCUAAGUAAGUAACUAAUGAUUCUAUAGAAACUAAUGUUCGUUAUGCGUAUCUUCGUGACAACCGCUACAGCCCUAACAUCACGUAUUUAUUUUUUUGUUUUAAUUAUUUUUAGAUUCGGAGCGUUGCUAGAGAUCUAUUAGUUUUACUAUGAUAUGAAAAACCGGAAAAAAAAAACAUGGGAAAACCGGGAAAAACGUAGGAAAAUCGGUACAACAUUAAACAAAUAUUAUUAAAGAAAAUAUAUAAAGCCUAUUUAAUUAUUUUAACAUAAUAUACCAUACAUAUUGUUGACAAAGCAUCACUAUAAACUAGACUCCACUCAGAAUCGUUUUUUCGUAAACAAUGGUUUAUCGUUGCUUAAAGGUAUACAUUAAAUUACCCAUAACAGUGGCUGCCCCUAUUCCCAUUGUCCAAGGACGUCUUUUUUUAACAUUUUAUUUCAAACUAUUUGUUUAGUAGGUAAUCUCUAUCGGCAAAUUGCCUAUACCACCACUAUCAUAAGUCGCAACUCUAAUCACCGCUACAAUACAUUUUGGUCUGUAUUGGAUCUAUUCAUUUUUACUGUAAAAAAAAAAAAAAAUGUAUAAUAAUAAUAAUACUACCACGUUUUGAAAUGUGAUGACUUUACUGCGUAAAAUUUAUUAGCCGACCACAAUAAAUCAAUAUUACCUCAUUUAUAUUGGAAAUGCGGACGAAAAAUCUGCCAAAUUUCGGUUUGUAGCAGUAGUCAAUGGCGUAACGAUAUUUGGUUUGAUAUUAUUCAAAACAGACACAAAACAAAACAACGUAUCAGUUUUUUUCAGAUAGGUACCUGUUGCUAAAGUGCCAUAAAAUUAUUUUCUGAUGUCUGACGGGGAUUACAUACCAAUUGCGAGCUCCAGAUAAAACAAACUUCCGGUCAUUAAAAUUAAGUCUAUAAUGAUAACCAUUAUUGUUGUGAAUUUUCUCUAAACUAUGUGUUUUGAGACGAUCUAGUACCAAAGGUGCAAAUCAUGUGCGUGUACCUAUAUACAAUUCAUAUAUUUUUACACACAAUACGAAUUAUUAUACGAAUAGUAACUAUAUUUGCUACAAAUACUUUUAAUGCUUUAUUAAAAUUCACUAUUUUAGAUUCUGAGUGGAGUGAAGAAGCUUAUAGUUUUACAAAGAUGUUUCUGUGAACAACUUUUCUACCAGAAGACUUGCUCAGAAUUUUUAAGUGUAGCACCUUUUCUGUAAAUGAAUCGGUAAGGGGAGGUCCUUUAAGGAGGUUAUUUUUCGAUUUUCUCCGGAGUUUUCUCAUCAAAUUUGAAAAGCUGAAAAACAGUGGGAAAACGGGAAAAUAUAAAAAAUGUAGGUAUUAAUUAAAAUAUAUUACGGCCUUCUUUUUAUAUGUAUACCUGACAUUAAACUACCUAUAACAGUGGUUACACCCGUCCCCAUUAUCCUAAGAUCUAUAAUGUUUGUACUAGGGUUACUAAAGUUUUUUGAUGCCUAUUAUGAUAGGUAAACAUGUUGAUAUCACCAAGAAAAAAUUCUGAUUUGCAGGAUAACUGUGACGAAAUGAUGAAAACUAACUUGUAACUUUUUUGAAAAUAAAUAAUUCAAAUAAAAAAUAACUCGUUAAAUUACUCUCACACACGCAGAAAAAGUAACCUGUCAAGUUACAAGUUAUGAAAAAACUAAAAGUAACUUACAAGUUAUAAAGUUACUGAUUUUUGUAAUUUUUAACUAGAGACUUCCCAGCUUUAAUUUUAAAUAACAUUAUACGAAUCACAGACCAAAUCAUAUUAGAAAUUUAAUUUUAUAUAUUAAAACAAAUACUAAAAUUGCAUGGGCAUAAGGCUUAAAAUUAAAAAUGUAAUAAUAAUUGUAAUAUUAUCGUUCGAUUAAAAAACAGUGUUAAUAAAUUAAAUUAUAACCAUUUAUAUAAACAACAAUAGCUGUUUGCGAAGAUGUUUAAGAAAUUAUUUUAUAUCUACGUUACAGUUAUAAUAUGGUAAGUAUAUAAAAUGGAAUUUUUUUAAACAUUGUGUAUUAUAAAACUCACUAAAAUUAUAUACUUAAUAACGAUUUUUUUAUGAAAUUAAGUUCAUUAAGUUCCAUCAACUAGUUGAACUUCAGCAGCGGUUGAUUUCAAGAUUUCUUUUAAAUCGCCCAGAUUACUUGCUCCUUUGUACGUCCCUUUCCGUCACACCGAAACAAUAUUACGACCGCACAGUGAUCUGAGAAUGAAAUUUAGGUGGCAUACAUAGGCCAUUAAAAAUGUUCAAAAAUCAAUUUUUUUUCUAGGGUCACAUUAGUAGAUUACUAUUGUAAAUACACAAUUUCAGUUUCACAUAGUGAACUAGACAAAUUCGGUUUUUUCUGUUUUUUUGAAAGUAAAAAUAGUGAUGGUUCAUUAAAUUUUUGGCUAUUGAAUUGUAUAAAAUGAAAAAAGUUGACAUGCUUAUUUGUUAUGUCGCAUAUUAAGAUAAUCAAACAAUUUUUUUUUAAAUUUAAGUUCCUAAUGGUUAUGGAUCAUAAAAAAUCGAACGUUUUUAUGUGUGUGUUUUUUUUUUUUUUUCAUAAACUGCAGUAAAAAUGUACUCAAGUUUAACAUAUACCGGCUUCACCCAAUAUUGUAGAGGAAGUUCUCAGCUACAAGAAUGUAUAAUUUUCUAUUGCGUUCUGUUGCAUUUGCAACGCACGAAAAUCAUGUUGUCAUAAAAAAAAAAAAAAUGGUGUUUCCGUGCGAUUAUAAUUUUAAUACGCAUCGCUGCUAUAGAACUUAUUAACGGUUUUUUUUUUUUCCGCGGCGUGUAAAAUAUGUGCAAACGGAAUGAAAAAUAAAUACAGCGUGCACGGUUGGCGGGUGUUAUAAUAAUACACACUCGUAUAUGCGUCGUAGCCGCCGGUCGGGUCCGGUUUUUUUUUCGCCGAGGGGCGGGAGGGGGGUGGGCCAGAGGGGGAUUCAUAUUAUUAUCGUAAAAAAACCUAUUACAGCGCGGAUAGUCGCGUUUCGUCCGGCCAUACGUCGGCGUGUGCGACCAGAAAAGCAGCCGCCGCCACCGGGCGAAUGAAUCCCGAAGACCACACACGGUUCGCGCGUUUGUGUUUCGUGUUCGGGUCCCGCCGCCGACGACUUCUGGAUAAUAUUGUAACGUAAACACGAUUGACUGCGUUUCCAAGGCGUGUUGUUACGAUAUUAUUAUUAUUUUCAACAAUAUUUGUAUUAUAUUGUGAUCGUUGUUGUUUAUUGCACCGCGGUAUCCCGUCGUCGGCAACAGCCGUCGCCGCUCUCCCGCGACCGUGUUUGUUUUAUUCAGUCCGGUUGACUAAACGUUUUUAUUGGAUUCCCCUCGGCUCACACACCACACACACACACACACACACACACACACACACACACACACACAGACCGCCGCCCCCACCCCCCCUAACCCCUACCCCCUACCCGGACCCCGACCCCGGGACGGUAACAAUAAUAAUAUCGCUCCGCACAACGCGGUAUAGGUAUUAUAAUAAUAACAAUAAUAAUAAUAUGCGGAUAGGUAAUAAUAACAAUAAUAAUAAUAAUAAUAGAACGUGUAUGAUAUCUGCCGGCAACACGGGGGCGCGCAAAGGAUCCGCGCCGAAACAACAACAAUAACGCGACGCGCGCACACGAGACGACGACGACGAUGACGAUGAUAUUCUCGAACUCGCGGAUACCGCGCAUCGAUACACUUGGAUAUUGUUAUACGUUCGGUUAGGUAGGUAGGUAGGUAGGUAGGUAGGUAGGUAGGUAGGUAGGUAGGUAGGUGGGUAGGUAGGUGUAGGUAGGUGGGCAGGUAGGUACACCGCGCGGACGUAUCGUAUAAACGAGGGGGGUCGGGGAAGGGGAAAGAAAACUGAAAAAAAAAACACCGUCGUCGAAACGCCGCCGCGCGUCUCUAUUACAAUAUCGUAUUGUACAUUAUUGUUGUUGUUGCUGUUAUUAUUAUCGUCAUCACGACGCUGCCCCGCGGCCGCGUGUUUGAUAUUUUUAUAAUAACGCGCGGCGUAAUGUUAUAAUACCGAAGUUGCAAUACAGGAAAUACCCUGUGCACCGCGGCGGCUUAGGCGGCGACUCGUACGCUCCGCCCAUAACAUGGUCGUUAUGCCCUCCGGCAUCCCGGGCGGGAUACCGACCCGUACACAAUAACAUCAUAAUGCAAUGUAACAACAACGCGUUAUCAUCGAUAUUUUCCCCGUGUAAUACGCACGGCACGGUAGGUGCGCGUUAUUGUUCGAGCAUAAUAGCCGCGCCGGAACCGCGGUUAGUCUCGGAGGGCCAUCCGCGGGUCUCCCUUUUUUUCGUCUCUUUCCCCCCCCCCUUUUUUUUUUUUUCCAUGCCGUUUUAAUAUCGCCGCACGCACCAGUCCUCCGCGCAAUCGUUUUCCUAUUAUCGUUAUUAUUAUUAUUAUUAUUAUACGCGUAUACAGUCGCGGUUAUAUACAAUAUUACAUUAUUGUAUUAUUUACACUGCACGAUCAUAUUAUACGCGUGUACGCGCGUAAUAUUUUUACAUUAUUAUUUAUUAUCGUAUGGAUACGGGCGCCUAUAUUGCCCGAGACCGCGUAACGCGUAGUCGAGGGGGCCAAAUGUUUUGAUGUUUAUCUGCCGCGGUCGUGUGUAAUGAAUAAUAGGUAUCCGUCACGCGUGACCCGUCGUCGCCGCGUAUUACGCGUCCCCGCGACGACGUCCGCGGCCAUUUUCAAAGCCGAGUUAACUGAUUCGUUGAAACUGGUUAGUAUCGUCCUAGAAAAAAAUAACAAACAAACGACAAAGCCGAUUUAUAAUAUUAUUAUAAUAUAUACUAGCUGAUAAAUCGCCCGACUUCGCCCGGGUGUAUUUCAUUGAUUCACGUUGGUUUUACAAAGAUGUUUAUUUCUUUUUUUUUUUUUUUUUUUUUAUGCGAACACUUUUCCUACCAGAUAUCUCGUUCCGAUGUGUACAAUACAGACUCUUUUCUGAAAGGAAAUUUUUUUUGGGCGGUACUUUAAGAAGGGCAUUUUUUUUUUUUUUUUUGAUUUUCCCAGCAGUUUUCCCAAUAAGAGGAAAAAAGUGAGAAUAAAGCGGGAAAACUGGUACAAUAUUAAACAAAUAUUAUUGAAGAAAAUAUAUAAUGCCUAUUUAAUUAUUUUACCUGCGCCCAUCGUGCGGAUUAUGUCCGUCCUUUUUGUUUUUUUUUUUCAUAUUUACAAUAUUAUUUUAAACUGUUACGGGUAACAUUGUCGAGUGCAAAAUAGUUGUUGGUUCUUUCUUCGGGCAACAUAUUAUAAUCAGACUAUCGGAGAACUUACGCAUGAACGGGCAACUUACAAUAUUGGCAAUGGGAGAAACGGUCAUUCCUUAAAUCCACUCUUGCCGCUUUCAAAGACUGCUUUUGCGCUUUGUUAAUUGUCAUGGAAAAACGGAUUCUUGACGGAUUCCAAACUGUAGCCGUUUGAAUUUAAAGUGGUAGUUAAACGGAAUCAAAAGUAUUCUUGGUAGAAAAACUGUUUCUCCGUUAGGGUUACGUCCGUCCGAGUUCCGCGUUUUCGGGAAAAUAACGACUUGUCGAGUUAAAAGCUACUUUUUUAAUUUAGGGUUUUGAAAGCAUCGAGGAUUAUUUCGGUCCAACUAUAUGACGCACGUGGAUGGGUAUUUUUUUUUUAACCAUAAACAUUUUUUCUACCAGAAAUCUUCGGCUAAAUGAAAAAUGACAAGAGGCCUUUUUCCGUUGCGUUUCAGUUCUAUUUAUUGAUCGCUGAUUGAGCUAGUAAUUUUUCGAUUUUUCGAGUGGUUUUCAUAUUAGUUUAAAAAUCCAAAAAAACAACAAGGAAAACGGACAAAUAUUUACGGCGUUAACGAUUUCGUUAUUUUAAAUUUGUUCGAUGUUUGUUUUCUACCAGAAAUCUUGUUCCAAGUUUCAAGAAUAGCAACUUUUCUGAAAGAUAAUUUUGUGUACAGUUUUGUAAUUAAUAGUCUAAUUAUUGUUAUUCUUAAUAGUUAGAAAAGAACGUAGGAAAGUUUACGCCAUUAAUGGUUUCAUUUUUUUUGGAUUUUAUAUUCUGAGCGUAAUGAGGAAUAUAUUAGCUGUAUGGUGUGUAUAGUUUUUUGUGUCUGUAAACAACUACUUGAAAUCCUCUAAAAAAAGCAAGAAAUCUUUUUGUUGCAUUUUAGAUCUAGUUGGUGCGUUAAAGAGGUUAUUUGUUAAUUUUCCAACGCGUUUUCGAAAUAAUUAGGAAACCCUGGAAAAAGACAUAAAAUGAAAACGAACGAUGUUUUUUUUUGUCCAUAGUAUAAAUAUAUAUAUAUAUAUUAUAUAUUUUCUUAGUUUCAAGAUCAAAUUUUGACAAAAAUAUUAAAAAUUACAGCAUUUUAAAACAUGAUGUUUAGCUGAACUUAGCUCAGAAUCUAAUUUCAUUAGCAAUAGUUUAUCGUUGUAUACAGAUAUAUUAAUUAAAUAACUCUCGAAUGGUUUAAUACGAUCACGGCUAUGUAUCGUACUUUCCCAAUUUCCCAUCUACAACAAUAGAACACUAAUUAGCAGUAUCGAUUCUUUACUUAAAUGUUUCUUUUCGUUUAAUUUUGCUUUACAUUUAAACAAUUGUUUUUGUUUUAAUAAAUGUUUUAAAUCAUAAUUUAAACAAAUAUUAUAUCAGCUAUAAAUAAAAAAAAAACGUUUUAAAACUUUGUACCAUCCUUUUUUUUUACCUACUCCUUUCUUUAAUUAGCCAGGAUUUGUGUCAUGGAAUCUUGCAAUCCGGUUUUGAUCCACUGUCCGUGUUAAUUCGUAUCCUAUUAGUUUCAAAUUUUGUAUGCACUCAUAUUUACGAAGACAGUUCAAUAAUCAUUAAUCCGAUUUUCCGAUUUCACUCCCAUUUUCAAAUGGGUUUAAAAGGUUAUCAGGGAGUUUUGACAUGUGGUUAUACGUGUAUAUGGUACACACAUAAAAGUUAUGAGAUAAGAAAUAUUUCUUAAAAAAUUGUUUAUAUUAUGAGUCUAACUAAAAAGUUGAAAAUAAAUGUUUAAAAACGUGAUUUUCUUAAUAAAAAAAAUUGAACUAAAAAGUAAACAAUAUUCUUUCGAAAAUUAAAAUUUUAAUUAUGUUCUAUUUAGAAAGCAUGGCACAUGCACUCAUAAACAAUCAAUGAAUCAACAACUAUUCAUUUUCAUCCGGACUUAAAUAUACACGACUGUGUGACACAUUGACGGUUUAAACGGUCCGUGAGAAACGAAAAAGUAUUUUUAUACAAAUUAUGUAUAUUAUCUGUAAUAAUAUUAUGAGUACUACAGCAUAUAAAAUAGUACAAUGUUGUAAUUCAUGUUGAAUAUUGUACAUUAAAAUGUUAUUGUGUACAAAAGCCUGAAAAUGUAUUGCUAAUUUUUGGAUUAUGCUACUUUAUGACUUUCUACCUAUUAACUCGGUCUAAUAAAAAGUUAUAGUAUUUUAUACUCGAAUUCAACAAAUAAACGCAUUUGAAUGAAGUUAAACGUAAGUCGUAGACCACACAUUCAAAAACCUUACUUAACAAUGCAGUACGGAUCUUUCACGCAGAUUAUGAACUUGAUUAACAUAAAUCAACGUAAACUGGACGUGGAAAUUUGACCAAUGACUAAAAGACGAAGUUAUGAUACUACACGAUACAAUGUUAUCUAUGACUAGUAGUGAUCCUAUCAUUUUUUUUUUUUUUUUUUGACAGUAUACUAAUACCUUUAUAAUACCUCCAGAUUAUCUGCUCCCUACUAAACUUCUCUAAACCACACUAACUAUGACCGCAAAAACCUUAUUCACCGUAUCAUGCGUUUAGCAAACGAGAACCUCUCUAGCCUAUAAUACCUUUACUAUGACUUAAUAAAAAUUUUAAGCUUUUUAUGUACUGUACCUUGGAUACCAACUCGUAAUGUAAAUAAAUUACCGAAAACACAAAAGAAAAUAUAGUCAACCAUAGAUAGUAGAUAUCGUCACUCAAAAUGAGUUACCGAUGAUGGUAGAGCAAUUUUAUAAAACUAUAGACUAAUAGAGUUAUAUAAUUUACAUAUCUAAGCAUAAUAAUAUAAUAUAUACUAUAUACCUAUUAUACAUAAGUAAUACAUAUUAUUAUGCCUUGGUUAUCUUAGUGAUACAAAUGCAAUAAUAAAACAAAGUAUAAACAUUUUCAUACGAAAAUACUAUCCAAAUUUACAAAUUUUCCAGCGGAUUUUCUAAAAAUUGUCUUUCACAAAAACCUUUUUUUGACCAUUACAAUACAACGAAAUUUUUUUAUACUGUAUACAAAAAUUCUACUAAAAAUCUUGUUGAGAUGUUGAACUGUAUUUUUCUGAAAGGAAAUUUUAUCUCCAUGGUAAUUUAAAAAAGUCAUUUUUGCCAAGUGGUUUUUAAAUUAUCUGAGAUAACCGAGAUAAAAAGUCGGAAAACCGGAAAAUGUACGAAAUGUAAGUAUUAAUAAAAAAGUAUUAUGGCCUUUUUUUUUUCUAUGUACUACUUUUUUACCAGAAAUUUUGCUCCGAUUAAAAAUGAUAGCACUUUUUCUGAAAGAAAAUUUAACUGGGAAAGUACUCUAAGGGAGGUAAUUUUUCGAUUUUCUUAAGAGCUUUCCCCAUAAACUGGAAAAAUCAGGGAAAAAACAUGGAAAAAACGGAACAUUGUUAAACAAAUAUUAUUAAAGAAAAUAUAUAAUGCCUACUUAAUUAUUUUACCAUAAUAUGAGAUAUAUAUUGUUGACAAAGCAUAACUAUCAAUUGAACUACGCUUAGAGUCGUUUUUUCGUUAACAAUGGUUUACCGUUGCUUACAGAUAUACAUUAAAUUACCUAUAAUAAUGGCUACACCCUACCACAUUAUCCUAGGACGUCUUUUUAUGUGUAUUGAUAAACAAUUACCAUUCAUAACUGUCCAUAAUAUUGUAUUAAAAUAUAUUGGGCUAAUAAUGUCGUCAUAAAUUUUAUCACAAGAAAAAUGUCCCAACAAUAAUAUCGCAAACAAUAUUAAGGUCACGCGUCAUAAAAUAUUUUAAUAUUGAAUUAUUUAUUUAGUUGCUGAUAAAAAAAUAAUACCAAUUAUUUCAGAAUAAAAGUGUUUCGUUAUUUUAACAAGAGAUAAAGUAUAAUAAUAAUAAUGUCAAUAUGUAUUAUCAUCAUGCGUUCUGUUUCUAUUACAAAACUCAGUCGUAACCCGGCGGCGUUCAGAUAUUUUACAAAUCAUACAAAUAUAGAAAUUGUUAAAUUAAUUUUGUAUAAUAUUUAUCAAAAAAAAAGAUAAUAAUAAUGUAAUAUAAAAGUGCGCGGAGUGUAAAAUAAAAUAAAACCAUCGCAGAUCACUUAAUUUUGGGGGAAAUGUGAUUCGUACAGGCCAUUCGUAAUCACUUUCCUGGCAUUGGAAACAUAAUUAGUAAAAUGACUUAGGAAAUUAUAAAGACUACACAUUAUUUUACACUUAUCAUUAAUCGUAUUGAUCACGUCUUCAACAUCACAGGUACCUACAUUUUAAAAUAUUUGUUCAUAAUAUAUGUCAUAGGCCAAAUGGAAAAUUCGAAUUUUACUCUCUGCGAUAGGGUAGCCCGUUUGUAAACUGCUUAUUAUUUUUCCAAACGGCCGGUUGUUUUUCAGGCUUAUUACAGACAGAUUAAUAAACUAACUAGUCUUUUUAAGAACUUAAUUUAUUAUAUACUUAGUCAUUUUAUUGUAAUUUAUUACUUGUACAGACAAAAAUAACAAAAAAAUUAUAAUAUGUAAACCGUGCCUAUCUAUCUAUUAUAUCUAUUUAGUGAAGUUGUAAAUUUUUGUACAGUUUUUGACUAUUAUAUUAUUAAUUUUAGAUUCUAAACGGAGGGAGAAAUGAAUUGGUUUCACAAUGAUGUUUAUUUUUUUUAUCUGUGAAUAACUUUUCUAUCAGCAAUUUUGUUCUGAUUUUCAUUGAUAGCACUUUUUCUAAAAGAAAAUCUGACUGAAGUGGUACUUUAGGGUGGUCAUUUUUUAAUUUCCCCAACAAAUGUAAAAAGCCGAAAAAAACGAAAGAAAACUAGGAAAACAUACGAAAUUCAUUAGUAAUAAAGCUAUCCUAAGAUAAUGGAGACCGGUGAAGCCACUGUUAUAGGUAAUUUAAUGUAUAAUAACUGUAAGCAACGAUAAACCAUUGCUAAAAAAAAAAAAACGAUUCUUAGCGAAAAUCAGUUGAUAGUGUUGCUUUGUCAAUUACUUUGCUUAUUGCCUAUUUUAUUUAAAAUUUAGUAUUUUAUUUCUUUGUUGUUCAAUCUCAUUCUGUUGUACUCAUCAUUAUUGUAAUUAUCAUAUGUUUAAGUAUCUAAUAUAUUAAUGUAUUAAUCAUUAAUUAACUGUAUUUAUGCCCUCGGGCAUGUAUUCAAAUAAAAUAAAAUAAUAUAUUAUUAAAUUAAAUUAAUAUAUAUAUAUAUAUAUAUAUGUCAUAUAAUAUUAAUAUAAUUGCAUAUGCAUUAUAUAUUUUCUUUAAUAACAUUUGUUUAAUAUUGUACUUAUUUGACAAAGCAACAAUAUCAACUGAACUCAAAAUCGUUUUUUCAUUAGCAAUGGUUUAUCAUUGCUUACAGGUAUACAUUAAAUUACUUAUAACAGUGGCUUCACCCGUCCCUACUAUCCUAGAACACCUUUUUUUCUCUUCUCUUUUUAUUCGAAACGAAAAAUCGACUAUAUAGUAACACUCAUCCAAGUUAUACAAUAUUCGCUCACCUGCAAAAUACAUAUAUCAAAGUGAAGUUUUCGGGUGCAUUUGAAUUACAUAAUAUUCUAUAACAUUAUGCUGUUUUACUGGUACACGUCACGUAGUCUUUGAUUUAAUUUGAAUAAUUAUACCUUCCUUUAUUAUGCACUUUUUUUUUUUAUUUAACAGAGUCCUUAUAACACAAAUUAUUAUCAUUAUGUUUGUGGAUUUUUUAAUAGCGAAAAAUAUAAACACAAUAUAAUCGAUUUCGAGGGGGGAAAAAACGUUUUAGAGUACGCCACGCCCGCAAUUACCCGUCUUAAAAUUCAAAGGAGGACAGUGUUUCAGCGAUCAAGAUGAUGUGGUUUUUGUUUUUAAAUACAUUUUUCAAUACGUUUAUGAAUCUUAAAAAAAAAUCACGAGAGUUCUACUCGGGCUACGUAAUUAUGUUUUUGCUAUGUUACAUAAAACAAUUGUUCUGGAAAAUGUUUUAAUUAUAAGUUUUUUUUCCCGGGAUAAUAUUCUGUGGUGGACGAUUCCCCUAAUUAGACGAGUACAUACUCUAUAAUCAUUUAGGGGGAGAGCAACUUGAGCAUUUUGCACAGUCUGAUUGUCAGCAUUAUCUCAAAUCGUGCUUUCGCUUCUGGGAGAGAAAAACGUCAACAUAUUUCAUCCGUUUCAGAUCAUUUUUCCGUAAUAUUAUGGCUUUAAACCAGAGGAAUGUGUCAACCAAAAAUUGAUUUUUUUUUUUUAAACGUAUUUAAACCAAUUUUAUUAUUUAUUUUCAAUAAAUUUAUUAUUAUUAAUUUAUUAUUACAUAAUACUGUUGAAAUGUAUAUUCAACAUAAAACAAAAAUCGUUUCUUCUCACCCGAAAAUAUCUCCCGAAACUUCACUCAGAAUCGGUUUUUAUUAGCAAAGAAUAAUCGUUGCGUACAGAUAUACAUUAAAUUACCGUCUAUAUCCUACCUUUCCAACUUCUUACCUACAAUAAUGGCUACACCUGUCUCCAUUAUCCUAUGACAGCUUUUUAUUUAUUCAUUUUUAAACUAUGUCACUAAUAUUACUAAAUAACUAACUAUAUAUGAUAAUGAAAAGUGAAAUGUUACAAUCUGAUAUACUGAUUAAUCAUAAUCCUCAGAUUCCAUCACGUAUGAUCACAUCAUCAAUCCGUAUCUAAAUCCUUAAAAUAGCCGGUUGUAAUGUAAGUAAACAUAUUAUAUCAAUUUAUUAUAAACGUCACUAAAUAAAUACAAUAUGUACAAUACAGUUUACAUAUUAUAGUUAUUUUGUUAUUUUUUUUAUACAAGUAAUAAAUUACAAUACAGGGUGUCCUAAACAUUUAUCCUCAAGCUAAUAAUUCUGUCAAUGUUUAUUAUUUUUUACAUUUUUUUUUUUCUAUGUGGUUUUGUGCGAAGACUCAAAUAUAAAAAACAAUUUUAUUUUUUAUUUUCAUUCUUUAAUUAUUGAAAAAAAAAAAUUAUUUUAUCACUUUUCAAAAUAGCCGUUUUGUAAAAUAUAUUAUUCUAAAAAUUUUAAUCUAUUCAUAUCCGAUCAUUCGUUUUUUAGUAAUAGCCGUUUUAAUAAAUAAAUAAAAGGCAGGAAAUCAAUUAAUAUUCAAUAGAAGAUAAGGAAUUAACGAGCUAAUAGUGAGUCCUUAUCGCGUAACGUGUUAUUAUAAUUAAAAUUAAUUGUUUACACACCAAUUUUUUAGAAAUUAAAACGACUAUUACUAAGAAACUAUUGAUUGGAUGUGAAUAUAUAUUAUAUUCAAAUUUUUAGAAUAAAAUCUUUUACAAAAUGGCUAUUUUCAACAUUUUUUAAGUGGAAAAAUAAAGUUAUUUUUUUUUUUUUUUUAUGAAUAAGGAAUGCAAAUAAAAAUUAAAUUUUCUCUACAUAUGUGCCCUCCUUGCACAAAAAAAAAAUUUAAAACAAAAUUAAUACUAACAGAGUUAUUAGCAUAAGUAUAACAUUGUAGGACACCCAGUACAAUAAUUAUAGUUCUUAAAAAGACUAACUGCUAUUAUUCUGUAUAAACGCUGGCCGUUUGAAAAAAUAAUAAGUAGUUUGCGAAUGGGCUACCCCAUCACAAAGAGCCUAUGGUAUUUUUUCAAUCAGACUAAUUUUUCUACGACAUAAUUAUAUAAAUAUUUAUAACAACCAAGUACCAACAAAAACCCUCCAUCAACUACGUGUAAUAAUGUCACCAAGAAAAAAAACUUAUGUUAGAAAAGUUAUGAUACCAAAAAGGAACUAAGUAAUUUCUUAAAUUCAUUAGUAUAGAAAUUGUUCAUGUUUGUAUUUGAUGAAGUGCGAUAAUUAUUUGUAUUAAAUUAUCGCACUUCAUUAAAUACAAACAUUAUGAACAAUUUCUAUACUAAUGCUUUUAAGAAAUUACUUAGCUCCUUUUUGGUAUCACAACUUUUCUAACAUACAUUUUUUUAUUUUCUUAACGGAGUUUUUACAAGUAGUUGACGGAGGGUUUUUGUUGGGAUAUCACUUAUUUUUGUAUUCAAAUUUUGGAUACAGCUAACCUAUGUUUUUUUUUUUGAUCGAGUGAAAAAUAAGAAACAAAAUAUCUUUGUUGUUUUAUGGAUUGAGUAAAUGAAUAUAUGAUAUAUAGCUAUUAAUAUACCUUAUUAUUAAUUUUGUUGGAAAAUGAUACUAUAGUAUUGCAGUGAUAAAAUAAAUAAACAAAAUUGUUUAUUAUUCAUUGCAAACUGCAACCGUUGCAAACAGGUGGUAACAAUGCGUAUAACAUAUACAUUGUUGAAUUGUUGGAAAAAAUAAUGUUUCGAGUAAAAACUAUGUUAAUACUUUUGCAUAUUAUUCAGGCUGUAAUCAUCCGAUCAACUUGAAAUUUACAAAAUUAUCAUCUACUUAAUAUAUUGAUCAACCCGUGUACAUUUCAAAAACAAUCAGUUUAUUAGUUUAGGCUAAAGAAAGAUCGGAAUAUUUGUCGUAAAAUGAUACAUGUUAACGAGUUAGCCCUCAGGUUAGGUACCUAAUAUACUACGGUCGACGCACGUACUUUUUUUUUUACUUAGCUCUGCGACGCGACCGUGGCGCUGGAUAUUUGUUGUAAUAUUGUUAUACUUAUAACCACUAAAUCUUUCAAUGUGGACAUUAAAAAAAAGACGUCCUGAGAUAAUGGGAACGGAUGAAGCCACUGUUAUCGUUAAUUUAAUGUAUACCUGUAAGCAACAAUAAACCAUUACUUACGAAAAAACGAUUUUGAGCGGAGUUCAGUUGAUAGUGAUGCUUUGUCGACAAUAUAUAUGUUAUUUUAUAGUAAAAUAAUUAAAUAAGCUUUAUAUAAUAUUUUAUUUAAUAGUAUUUGUUUAAUGUUGUACCGAAUUUCUCAUAUUUUAUCCCGGUUUUUUACAUUUGCUGAGAAAACUCUUUGGAAAAUCGAAAAAUGACCUCCCUAAAGUACCUCCUCUCUUUUAGAAAAGGUGCUACACGUAGAAAUCUGAGCUAAUCUUCUGAUAGAAAAGUUGCACAUAGAUUAUCUUUAAAUAACUGAUAAUAUUUCGAAGACCUAAAGUCUUUAACGUUUACUAUCACGAAAUAAUGCUCAACCUUAUUUUUUUUCCUUUUUGUCUGCGAUAAGAGCAACUUAUGAGAAAGCUAGAACAAGCCAAUAAAAAUAAAAUACAACAUAUUUUGUUUGUUAUAUCAUAUUAUCUUGAAAAUUUUAAUCUAAGUAUUUGAUAAAAAUGCUAUAAUAUUAUUUCGCAUUAAACCAUAAUAAAAAACCAAAAUCAAUUUUGACAAACACCGUCGUUGCAUAAAUACUCCCAUUCUCCUGAAUUUUUUUUUGGUUUUCCCCCAUUAUUCAAAAAUAGUACAAGAAAUCUCAAAAAAUGGCUAUUUAAAUGCAUCAAAUAGAACAUUUUACCUACAGAAUAGUUAAAAAAUAAUAAAAAUAAUAAUAUACUUUUAUAGUAAUUAUUUUUAUUAUACAAGCGUAAUAUCUAAGCUAUAGGCUAUACGACGCAGCAUCAUAUUAUUUUUUUUAUUUGUUCAAAUAAAAUCCUACGUAGUAGUAUUCUAUUCUUAAUUAUAUCUAAUACCUCCAUUAAAAACAGAACAUAUUAUAAUAUUAUCAAAUAUGGGGCAGGUUUUAUCGAUUCCUCCGCCGGAUGUUUGUACAUAUUAAAUAUUUCAUAUCAUUUACAGUUAAUACAAGCUGAAUAAAUCUUAGAUUAAUAAUAAUAAUUUUCAACAAAAAAAAAUUAUAGAAAAAAAUUACAGAUAAUCUAUAAGUACUAUAUCUUAUGAUUACAUAACAUUUACCUACAUUAUUUUAUAUUAUAAUAAACGGUUUUUUUUUUCAUUUAAUUCAUAACAAAAUAACAAUUUGAAUUAUCGACAUUUAUUGAUACAACACACAUCAUUCCAUUAAUGUUUGUACCGGUACCGUUUAUAUUCAUAUCAACCGUAACAAAAACAUAUUUCCAAAAUCGUUGAAAUAAUGAAACAUCGGAAAAUUAAAACUAUUGAAAACAGAGAAUUUCUACUCGAUUUUGACUCGGUAAAUAAUAUUUUAUUAUACUUUACAAAUUUAGAUUUAAAAUUACUUUGCGUCACAUAACAACAUAUUUAUAGAUGGUACAAAAUAUGUGCUGUACAUGGUAUUAAUCGAUUAUUAUUUUAUAAACAAUCAGUAAAAUCAACAUGUAAAAAUAUUCAGCGGAGUCGAUUGGCGGCGCAAUCGAUAUAACACAUAAAAACGUUAUUACGGUGGAGUCGAUAUACGCCCAAAAUAUGAUAUCUUUCGACUUUUAUAUAGGUACCAACCUAUAUUUAUAUAUAAUAGGUAAUUUGUAUUGUUUUCUGGUCAAUAUCGGAUAGGUACUUCAGCUAGUGACUUAUAUAACCCAGUUUAUAAUAGUCAAUAUUAUAUAGUCAUUUUUUAAAAAAGCAUUUACAACAAAAAAAUAAUCUAUAAUUUCCACUUUAAAAAACACUCUUUAGGAAUAUAAAUUAAAAGUGCUUCGAUAAAUAAAUUUAAGUACCACAUUAUCCAAUUCAAAAUAUAUCUGUAGAUAACAGUACGCUAUAGUAAUUUGAUAAUUGUCUAUUGUUCUUGUACUCGUACAUUAUAAAACAUUAUUGCACGACAUUUAUCGAACAAUAUUAUACAAUUAUAAUUAUGUCCUACUAAAUACUUGGUAAACUGAAAAAUACUAUAAGUUUUAUAACUUCUUGUUAAGAGUUUCAUCAAAAUAUCAUCAGUACAUAACUCGCCACCGGGUUAAACUAUAUUAUUAGCUUUUAUACAAAUGAAGUGUAAUUUAAUUUGUUAGUAUUUAUAUUAUCUAAAUUCCUUCUGAAGUGUAUUCUUAUAAUAUUUAAACGUUGAUACGAUAGACUGAUCAAAAUUUAAAUUUGUAGCUUAAAAACUCGCGGAACGCAAUUAUUUACAACAGUUUUUUAAUGCUUUAAAAAAAUGAUCUCUCUAGUAAUUACAAAUUUCCAUAUUCCAUGUCGAAUUUAAUAAUAAUAAUAAGCCAUAUGAGUUUCUAAUAGGUCAUAAUUUUAUAUUUAUUAUUUCCAUGAUUUUGGAUUUUUAUUAAGGUAACGACGACAUUAUUUUUUUGUUCGAAAAACAUUUUAGGUUCUGAGUAGAGAGAAGUUUAUGGUUUUAAAAAAAAUGUUUAUUUUUUUUUAUCUGUACGCAACUUUUCCAAGAGAAAUUUUGUUCGAUGCUUGAGUAGAGCACUUUUUCUGAAAGGAAAUUUGACUGGAAAGGUAUUUUAAAUAGGUAAUUUUUUUGAUUUUCUAAAGAGUUUUCCUAGUAAACGUGAAAAACCAAGAAAAAACAUGAGAAAAAUGGGAAAAUUAAUCAACUUAAUCAAAUAUUAUUAAAGAAAAUAUAUAACGCCUAUUUAAUCAUUUUACCAUAAUAUUAUGACAUAUAUAUUGUUGACUUAUCAUUACUAUCAACUGAACUCUGCUCAGAAUCGUUUUUUCUUUAGCAAUGGUUUAUCUUUGCUUACUGCAAGUAUACAUUAAACUAUCUAUAAGAGUAAUUGCAUCCGUCCUCAUUAUCUUAGGACAGCUUUUUUUUUUGCAUAAUAUAGCAUAAAUGGUCAAAGAGCUUUAUCAAAAAAAAUAUACAGAUAGGUUAUUGAACACGAGCCACGAAUUUUAGACACUUUAGAUAUAAGUUAUUUGUUGAAUACAUCAAUAGUUGGUUUUAAACUUGAAGAUAACCUAAAUUAAUAUUGUUAGAUGAAAAUAUACAAGCGAAUAUUCAAAUUUAUAAACUUCAUUUAGAAUAGUUUUGUGAACACGAUUAAUUAUCGUUGCUUUAAUUUUUAAAUUAAUGGUAUUUUUAUUUUAAGAAAUACAUGCUAUUUACUUUUGAGCAACGGUUUAUUAUGAAUUCCAAAAUGUCUAAACAAUUCAUAGGAUUUCUUCCUAAGAAAUUGAAAAGCCACUAAAUGAAAAUAUCCCACAUAACUCACAAAAUAAUCGGUCAACCGAUAAAAAAAAUCACACAGUAUUAUAAUGUAUAGUUAAUCAAAAUUCCGAGUUGUUUAUUACCUCAAAAAACUUCUCUUUAUAUUAUUCAUGAAUUUAUUUGAAUGCCAAAUUUACUCGGAUCGCUUCAUAAUAAUAAUGACGAGUUACAGCAAUAUUAAAAAAAAAAUCAAGAAAAUAACGUGUAUUCAAAUUUAAAAUAGUACGAAUAGAUUAAUAUUACGGACGUUUGGUGUUGUUUUAAUUAUAUUUCCAACCGUAUUGAACAUCACCGGCUGAAUGAAAAGAGGAAUUCGAUGGCGGUGCACGUCGUUUCUCGUAUGUUGUUUCGUGCCUACUGACAACAGUAUAAUAAUCAAUUCCCCGUAUCAAAUAAAAAUAAUAAUUUAAUAAUGACGAAUUUCACUAGAAAACUGGUAGCUCAGACGCGACAUACGAUAAUGUUAUAAAUAUUAAAAUAUUAGUAAGCCGUUCCUUUCAAAAACCGCCGAUCCGUUCAUAACGCUUGUUGAAGUCUUCGGUACGAACGGGCGGCGAUUCUUUGUCUACCUCUUAUAUUGAGAUAUGUGUUUGGUUCGUGCCGACUAUGAACAAAGUAAAAAAUUAAAAAAAAUUAAAAUCUAAAUCUUGAAUAUUUUAAUAGCUAUCCUAAUCGUAACAAGAAAAAAAACUACGGGGGAAAAAACAAUCGAAAACCGGUGUGUCUAUUCCGAUGGAUUAAAACGGUGUUAACGGAAUCGGAUUUAUUUGCUGGUUUCCGGUGCCGAUGGAAAACGGUAGUCAUCACCGUUCUCUGGUCCAUUUUUUCACACAGCCCCAUCGGAAAGUUUAAUAGUGCAUCAUUAUUAUUUCUACGUAUUAGAUAAUAUUUUUCAUUUAAUCAGAAAUGCGCAUUACACUGCGCUAUAUUUUUACUUACCUAGUUUGCUGAUGAUCUUUUUGUCUCUGACACAUAUGAAAUUUAAUAUUCAUAAUGAUACUAUAGGUAAUAUACUGUAUUAAAUUUAUGACAGACUUGCAACGUGUGAAAUUCGAUUGCCAGAAAACCCGUCUAGCUUAUAACAAUGCUGCAACCAAAUAAUAUUAUAUAGACAAUUGUAUAGAAUAUAUUAAGAAUUACAUACAAAAAAACACGGUUAAAUGGGGUGACGAACGCCUUGUCCACAUCCACUUGUAUCCGCCACGGACACUGCGUCGUGGCUGCGCUGAUAUACUGGUAUAUACUGGUAAUAUUAUAAUUUCGAUUUUCGGACGAUUUUGGCAAACAUUCAAAAACGUUAUGAAUAUAUUUCAAUUUCAAUGCAGUAGCACGGUGUCGUGAAACCAUAAUGAAAAUACGGUCACGAAAGUAAUAACGUCUGUUUCUAAUUUGAGAACAUCGAUCGAUACACCAUCGUCUCGCAAAUUUCUUGCUGAAGUCGAUAUUGACCAACGUGAAUUAUACGAACAAAUAUUAAGCCAUAGUAAGCACACCGAAUAAAAUACGAUGCCCAUGUCCAGUAAAAUUGUAAAAUUUUGUUCGGAUUGCUUAAAAUAUUGGAACAAACAAAUAUUAAAUGUUCUCGCGACGGGAGAGACUCUGUCCGUUUCGCCUACUCCCGGUGCCGCCUAUCGUAGUUUUUGUUACGACGGCCCCCACAAUACGAUAAUAACCGUGUAUCGGUACCUAAAUCCAUACACGUAGCCAGGAUUAUAUUUUAAUUUUUUUAUUGGAGGGGGAGGGAGAGAGAGCAUUUUCCUCCUCGCCAUUCUUGAUCACCAAAAACCUUUUACAGUAAUUAUAUACCUUAGCAAUUUUUAAAUGCGAUUUCAACAAAAUUUAAUUAGGACCGAUUAACGUGAAGAUACGAUACAACCAAAUUUAUUAUUAUCACGUCAUGUCUGUAUAAUAUGUUAGGAACUCGCGUCGUAUGCCAUCGGCACGAACGUUGAUCGCGUUGUAUGUUAUUUGCGUCUCGAACGAUAAAUGUUGGUCGGACAUUGACGGUGUGCUCUUAUGUUUGUUUUUUUUUUUGUUUUUCGCAAGAUUUUGUACCGACAAUAAUACGUAUUAAAAGUCGUUUCGGGACGUUAUUACGUUUUAACCAAUGUCAGGCCAGGUCUGUAACCCCGUCCGGGUAGAAACUAAUAUAAUAUACUCCCCGUUGUAAAAACCGACACAAAGUCACAAACAUUUUAGUAUGCUCAAACUCACAGAGAGUUUAUCUUCGGGCAAAGUUCGCGUCCGCAAAUGGCCACCGCGGAUAUUUCCCGUUUCCACAUUUUACCCGUUUGUCCGUUUCUGUGGGCAACGCCGCAGCCGUCCGGUCGUUAUCGGUUUUGCCGUCACAUUAUUAUUGGGUACAGUACGUUGUGCGGUUACGGUUACAGGUAUUAUUAACGCACGGCGAUAUUUCGUACGCCGUAACAAUAUUAUUCAUAUACGCGCCGCAACCGGUUUUCUACGCGUUGCGUGUGCGCCGUACGUAUAACAAUGAUGGUAAUAUUAUUACGCAGGGACGCGGCAACGGCGAGUUAAUGGGAAAAACUUCCGCUUAAUUAACCCGGUCGCGCACGUAAUAUCGUUACGGAACAUGGUAGUAAUAAUAAUAAUAAUAAUAAUAAUAAUAAUAAUAAUAAUGAUAAUUAUGAUAAAAUUAUAAUAUUAUAAUGUUUUACGGUAGUGCAAACAUCGCCACCUACCCAAUAAUAAUAAUAACAUGUCGUUCGGCGACGGCGGUACCGCAAACCGCACCUACAACUGCGCGGGCAACACAAUAUACACCUCGGUCGCGUCACCACUACCCUUCUUUUUCGGACGGACCCCGGCCGCGGCGGCGAGAGCCAAAAAGACUGACGGCGCGUGCGCGUUUGUGUGUGUGUAUGUGUGUGUAUGUGUGCGCGCGCGUGAGAGAGGACGAGAAAAAAACCGUAUACGAAACGGAUGAGUUUCCCCCUCCCCCCACCCCGUGCCGGUUUUUAUCUUCGGCCCGGCACCGUGUCUUGUGCACCAUCGCGGCGACGGCCAUCAGUAGCAGUAGCCGUCCGGACCGUUUCGGUCACACACCAUCAGUUUCCGCGAUCCCGCGUACGUGGAUUACACUAUAAACGUACGUCUUGUACGUCCUCCGCGGCCUCCUCUUGGUAAGUCUGGCAAGUUACCGUGUCGCGAGCGCGCACUUUAUAAUCGCAUAUUCGUUUUUUUUUUUUUUUUUGCGCGCGCGACCUGCCGAGUCAAUAGAUAAUAACAUAUUAACGACCCGGUCGCGUCGAUCAAUUGAUAAAAUAAUAUUAGUAAAUUAAGUUAGUUGAAAACAAGCUGGCGGGUUAACACGGUUCGAAUCAAUUAUUUUGUUAUGCGACUGAGUUGAGUUGUUUUAUUUAUUUAUUUUAUUACUAUUUUUUUUUUUUUUUUUUUUUUUUUGUUUUGUAUAACAAUUAUUAUUGUCAUAUUGAAAACGGUUGAACCUAUAUAGAGCUUAGAAAAAUAAAGACGAUAACCUGUUAAACACGCAUGGGAUUUAUUCCGCGGGAGUAUCUAAUUACACUUAUUUUAAGCUUGGAACUCCACACAUGGUAUUGAAAAAAACAAUAAAAUUAAUUACUGUUAUGACGUAUGCGAUUACGGUUCCUAUUCUAAUAGUGUACAUAAAUUUUAAAUUUAAUAUUGCGUUAAAAUUACUAGAAAUCGAAACUAAGACAAUUCAAAAUUAACACCUGAUAUGAUAAAAUUAAGUUGAUAUGAAAAAAGAAACGGACAUGCUUCGCACUAUAGAUGGGACCAGGGUCUAAAGUGGUACAAAAUAAGAAAGGGUACUGUGCUCCCUAUUUCAUUUUGAGCGUUCCAUCAUCAAGGAAAUCGUUAUUCGUUAAUUUAUCAAACCAAAAAAUUAUUUUUUGUUUCGGUCAACAGUAUGAAUAUAAUUACGAUAAUAAGUUAUUAAUUUGUAUGUAAACACAUUAGUAAAGACGUGUUAGUAAAAUUAAUAAUAGGAAUUUUAAUAUUUUCACAUCUUCCUGGCAAUUUCAGUGUACAUAAUAAUUUUAAAUACAGAGCGUAGCGAGGGGAUUUAUUUGUUUUACAAUGAUUGGUUUUAUAGUUUUAUUUUUUCUAUGGACAACAUUUGUAUCGGCAAUUUUGUUCCGAUUUAUAAUGAUAGCAGUUUUUUUUUUGGGAGGAUGAAACUGGGGUGAUACUUUAGGGAAGACCUUUUUGGUUUCCCUAAUAAAUGAAAAACACCGAGAAAAAACAUAGGAAAAACCGAGAGGAACGUAGGAAAAACGGUAAAAUAGAUAAAAUAUUAAAUAAAUAUUAUUAAAAAAAUAUACAAUGCAUAUGUAAUUAUUUUACCAUAAUGUAACAUAUACGUAUAUUGUUGACAAAGCAACACUACAAAUUUAACUCCGCUUAAAAUCGUUUUUCAUAAGCAAUGGUUAAUCGUUGCAUACAGAUAUACAUUAAAUUUCUUCUAUAAAUUCCCAACUUCUAACCUAGGCAUGUAAAUCCUAAUAUAGGCAUAUAAUAUCCUAUAGAUGUACCUACUAAUUAAUAUGUAAUACCUUAAAUCAUAUCUGCAGAUUUAAGAUAGGUAGUAACUUUAAGUUAAUAACAAUUAUUAUAAAUUAAUGGAAGUAUACAGUUUUUAUAAUUUGUUUUAUGUAAGAUAUAAAUUCAAUUUAAAUAUUUAGGUACCAGAACUGCCGCUCGUUAGGAGAAAGGGGGGGAAUCCUAUAUCCGACACUGAAAAUGUGAAUUGUAAAUAGACAUUCCAAAAAUGUUUCUAUAUUCACUGAUAGAAAGAAACAAUAAUUGUUUUUUCUAGAAACUAAUUAUUAAUUUAUUAGUUUCUAAGUUCCACUCAAAACUAAAAUAACUAUUGCGACUUUUCGUAACGAGAUAUCUACAACAACUACAACGUUUAAAUUUAUAACAUAAACAAAACAAUGUCAUAAUGACUACACAGCACUAGAUAACAUUUCGAUGUUAUAGAUAAAAAUGUAUUUAUCUUGUAUCUAAAUUUCGAAUAUAUUAUAAUUAUUUUUUAAAAUAACUAUUGGCUCUAAGCUUUAAUAAGAUUUAAUUUAAUUUGUAAUAGUGUUAAUGGCAUUAUUUUGAAUCAGUAGGAACCAUAUUAUGUAUUGUUAUAUAAAUACUCGUCGUAUCAUUUUAACUCUAUAGUCUAUGCUAUAUAUUGAAAAUUUCAUAAAUAGAUAGACUAUAGAGUAUUAGUUUAAAUAAAUUUUGGUUUUGAAAUUUAUUCAUCUCAUUAUCGAAAAUGUCAAUAACAAAAUUUAUUUAAAUUAAAACUCUUUAUAUUGAUAGACUAUUGAUUGACUAUUGAUAGAAUUUUUAAUAUAGGUCCUGCAAUUUGAAAAUGAAAAGUGGAUAAUCAUUUCCCUCCCUCCCCAAAAAAAUUAAGGUGACAAAAAGUAAUAUAAAUUUAACAUUUCAAAGCAGCUUAUUUUUUUAAUUGUCGAAAAAAAAUAAAUUGUUUAUCCAUUCUGUUCAAAAUACCGAGUAUAGCCACUUUAAUAAAUCACUAUAUAUUUCGGUUUCGAACCCAACGGAAAAUGUAUUGAUUUUACUAUAAUGCCUGCGAUGUAUUUUUUUUUUUUUUUUUGUGUUAUCGACUCUUCUCUUAGAAAUCUUGUUAUAAUCCAAAAGAGAAUUAUAAAUAUAUUUUUAUAACAUUUUUAGGUAGCAUUUUGGUCUUCUGAGGAGUUCAUUUUUUGAUAUUCGAAAUAGUUUUAGUUAUAGUUAAGGAAAAAGGAAAAAUUAAUGAAGUAAAAUUUUCAUGAUUUUCAAUUUUGUUUUUCUACCAAAAAUUUUGCUUUGAAAUUCAAAUAUAACAUCUUUUCUAAAAGAAAAUGUUGUCUAGUUCGUAUGUAACAAAGUUGUUUUUUUUAUUUUCUUUGUAGUUUUCUUAAUAACUAGAAAAACGAUGUAAUUUACUGGAAAAUAUUUUAUAGGAACUUCAAAUUUAAUAAGACAAAUUUCUGAAAAAAAUUUAAGAAAAACGGGAAAAUGUAUGAAAUAUAUUAGUAAAUAUUACGGUCUUUUUUUUUUUAUCUGUGAACAACUUUUUUACCAGAAAUUUUGCUCAGAUUAACAAUGAUAUCACUUUUUCUGAAAGAAAAUCUGACAGAGGAGAUAUUAACUGAAGUCCUUUUUGAUUUUCUCAGAAGUCUUCUCAACAAAAAAAACCCGGAAAAGUGGGAAAAUAAGUACAAUAUUAAAGAAAAUAUGUUAUGUAUAUGUAAUUAUUUUACCAUAAUAUGAUAUAUAUAUUGUUGAAAAAGCAACAUUAUUAACCAACUCUGCUCAGAAUUGUUUUUUCGUUAGCAAUGGUUAAUCAUUUCUUACAGAUAUAUAUUUAAUUAUCUACCUAUAACAGAGACUGGACUCAUUUGCAUUAUUCUAGGAAAGCUUUUUAAAUACUAGUGUCCAUAAAAUAAUUUUUGCAUUUAUGUUCUUGGACUUCAUACUAUUUUUGCCCAAGAAAAAAUGUAUGGCGUGUAUUGUAAUAAAUGUUUAAUAUAUAACAAUAAUAACUAAUAACAAUAAUGGUCAUUACUAUAAUGUAACUCAAUUAAAAUUGUUUUCUGAAUAUCUUAUUUAAUUAUUAUUUCACGUCAAGAUUACAAAAUUAAAUUUUACUAUUAAUUAUUGUUAAAUUAUAUGACUAUAUAAACUAUAAUACAGUUUAAAAUAAUUUUUGUCUGAGUAAAUGUAUAAUAUAAUGUCAAACUUGAUAUUUAGGGGUUUCGUAUAGGCAAAUUAUAUGCAGUAUUUGAAAAAUGAGAAUUUGUCAACCUAUAUUCUAUAUUUAACUGAAGUUGGGAAGUCCACAUUCAUUAAAUACGAGUGAUAUCGCGUCCUCUUAAACGUCUCCCACCUAAAUGGAUUUAACAAUCCACAUAAUUAGUUUUAAUUUUAUUAAUUUUUAUUUUAGAGCGAAGCGAGAAAUUGUCUUUAUUCUUUAACCAGCAACACUCAUUAUGCCUAAAACACCGGAACUAAAAACUACUGAAAUGAACAUAAAUAUUUUUGAACACCCAGAAAAUAAUAAAGAAUCAAAAAUGCACAUUGAUGACGAUCAAAGAAGAAAACCUAUGUUUUUAUUUAGUGUGGAUUACAUAUUAAAUAAAGCCGGAGAGAAAAGUACUGAAAACGAGACUGACAAGCAACAAAGCCAACAAUACGAUUGGUUGUAUUGUACAAGAUUCAAGCCACCAAAACUCGAUAGUAAGUAAUGUAAAUUUUUAUAUACUUAUACAAAUUACAAAUGCUUAUACGAGGUACAUAUAGGUAGUGAUGGUUUUUAUAAUUUUUUUUUUAGGGAAGGGAGUCCUUUGAUAUUAACUAACAAUUUAUUUAAUGUACAAAAAAUAUUCAGCCAAUAUUUAUUAGUUUAUUUUAAUUAACUUACAUAUAAUUGUUUUACUUAUCUACAUGGAUGUUUUAAUCAACAACAAAGUUUAAGUUUAUUUUAAAAAUGACUAAAUAUCAAAAAAUAAGAAUAAAGUGUAUUUUAGAUUGGGGUCGUAGCGAAGGAUCUAUUGGUUUUACUAUGUGUAAUUUUUAUUUUUUAUUUUUUCUGUCUAUGAAUAAUUUUUCUGCCAUAAAACUUUUCUGAAAUGUAGUUGGUGCACUGGAAAAGUCAAGGAUUUUUCAAAGAGUUUACGAAAUAAUUGGGAAAAACUGAAAGAAAAUUAUAGGUAAACGGCAAAUAUUUACGGCACGCCGCGGCGUUAUCGUUUUCAUUGUUUUCAUUGUGUUAUACUUAAGUUUUCUAGUAGAAAUAUUACGUCAAUCAAUUUUUUUUGCUCCUAUUAAUAUUUCACUAUAGAAAAGAAAAUUUUUUUUCGAUAUCUAAAACAUUUUACAUAAUAAUUAGGAAAUAGGUACCAUUAAAGACGAAAUAUACGAAUUUUUUCAAAUUACGGCACAACGAUUUAAUUAUUUUAAUUUUAUUAGCUUAUGUUUUUUACUAUAAAUAUUGUUCCAAUAGAUAAACAACAAAAGACCUUUUUUUGUUGCUUCUCUAAUCUAGUCCAUGAGCAAGUUAUUCGUUUUUUUGAUUUUCUUUGUAGCUUUAAAAAUAAUUGAGCAAAACCGAAAAAACGUAGGAAUAACAGUGGUCGCACUCGUCCUCAGUAUUAGCUGAUUUAAAAAAAAAAUAAAACAGUCGAAUGAACGAGUUAAGUCAAGUAUUUGAUCAACUAAAUAAUAAUGACAAAUGUGGACUUGUAACGGUAGUGCAUCUUAAUUAGAGGUAUACCUAUUGAUUAUGGUUUGGUAUCCUUAUUAUGUGAUAAUUCCUAAUUUCUUAGAUAUAGUUUUUUAUUAUUGAUAUUUUAUUAAUUAAUAAUAAUUAUUAUUAUGUAACUGAAAUGAAAAUAAAAUAAUAAUCACAGAUAUAGACUGCUAGAGGGGGAAGGAUAGCAAAACAGGACAAUUUCACACCCUAUCUUUUAAUAUAGUAAUAAAUUAUUCAUACUUAAUUUCUACGUUUCUAUUUUUUAUUUUUUUCGAAUUGUAUAUUACAUUAGGUAUCCUAUCGCCCAAGAAAAAUUUCUGUUGGCUCUAAAAAUGAUAGACUAAAAGAGAAUGACCAUGGAAAUGCUGGGUGGGGCUAAUGUUUCUGAUUACUGCAAAAGUAGCAGUACCUUAUUAUAAAUACAGUACCAGUAUUAUAAUUUAUAAUUAAAAUCAUCAUCAUCAGCUUCUAAAGGCCAAGCCUGGUCAUUUUCGCCACUAAUUUCUACCACAUGCUGUCCUGUUAAGUUGUUGGUAAAAGUUUCAAAUUCCUUUUUUUAGAUUCUGAAUAGAGUAAAGAAACUUAUGGUUUUACAAAAAUGUUUUUUUUUUAGUUGACAAUUUUUCUACUAGAGAACUUACUCUGACUUUUACAUGUAGAACAUUUUCCAAAAAGAAAUCUGUGUGGGGAGGUACUUUAGAGAGGUCAAUUAACGAUUUUCUUCGGAGUUUUCUUAAAUGUGAAAAACUGAAAAAAAACUUUUGAAAAACGGAAAAAUGUAAGAAAUGUAUAGACAUUAGCGAAAAAUAUUAUGACCUUCUUUUUUCCUGUGGACAACUUUUCUACAAGCAAUUUUACUCCAACUUAUAAUGAUAGCAAUAUUUCUAAAAGGAAUUUGACUUACUAGAAUCUAGCAUCUUUAAAAUAUCUACCCGCUAGAUACUUUAAAGAGACCAUUUUUCCAUUUUCUCAAGAAUUUUCCCAGCAAAUGUGAAAAACCAGGAAAAAAAAUGGGAAAAUCGGGAAAAACGUAGGAAAAACGGUCAAAUCGGUACAGAAAACAAAUACUCUUUCAAUUGAACUCUACGUAGAAUCGUUUUUUCGUUAACAAAGGUUAAUCGUUGCUUACUGGUAUAUAUUAAAUUACCUAUAACAGUAGUUGCACCCAUCCUCAUUAUUUUACCUCUUAAACUCAUCCAAUAGACAACUUCUUCAAAGAAAGAUUUGCGUGGUAUUCCUCUAGAACACAUACCAUUUAUUUUCUCUUCUAUAAUUAUGUUAAGGAAUUCAUUGUGUCCUAUGAUGUUCGAUUAGUUUAGUUUUUCUUUUCAUUAAUGUUCAUCAUUGUUCUUAUAAUUGUUCUAUUAUUAAUAUGCAUACAAUUAUUAUAAUAUGAUAUUACUAGCUAUCCCGUCUAACGUCUGGGACAUUGUUUUUGUUUAACCAAAUAGUUUAUUAGGCUUUGGAGGUUAUAGAAACUAAAAUUAACGAAAUAUGCACACAAAAAUGUGUUUUGUUUAAAAUCGAAAACUAUUUGGUAUUUUUACAUUUUAUUGAAUGAUUAAGGAUAACUUUGAUAACGUAUUAAGUUCUAUGAUUUAAUAUUGAUUAGUGUGCAUUUAAAUCACGUCAUAUGAGAAUUACCCAGUAUUUAAUGUUAAUUUGAUUAAUAAAGAACAACAUAUAGGUUACAAUAUACAUAUAUAACGGAAAAACUAUCCUAGGAUAAUGGGAAAGGGGACGGGUGCAGCUACUGUUGUAGGUGGGAAAUCGGGAAAGUAUGAUACAAAAAGGAUACUUAUACCUAUAAGUAACGAUAAACAAUUGCUAACGAAAAAACGAUUCUGAGCGGAAGUCAGUUGAUACUUAGUCAUAGUGAUGCUUUGUCAACAAUAUAUGUAUAUAUCAUAUUAUGGUAAAAUAAUUUAAUAGGCAUUGUAUAUUAUCUUUGAUAAAAUGUGCUUAAUAUUGUACUGAUUUUCUCGUUUUUCCCAGUUUUUCACUUUUGUUGGAAAAACUUUUAUGAAAAUCGAAAAAUGGCCUAUCUUCCCAUUCAGAUUUCAUUUCAGAAAAAGUGCUAUUAUUGUAAAUCAAAGUAAAAUUUAUGAUAGAAAAGUUGUAUACAGAAAAAAAAAAUCAUAAUAUUUCACUAAUAUAUUUCGUACAUUUUCCCGCUUUUCCUCAGUUUUUUUAUUUUUUGCAUUUGUUGAGAAAACUCUUUGGAAAAUCGAAAAAUGAUUUCCCGAAAGUACAUCCCUACACUAAUUUCCUUUGAGAAAAAUCAGAACAAGAUUUCUGGUAGAAAAGUUGUCCACAGAAAAAAAAACAUAUUUGUAAGACCAUAAGCACUUCGCUCCACUCGGAAUUUAAAAUAAAUAAUAAUAAUAUUACUUACAAAAAAACUUAGCACAUGUUAAUAUUACGGUGCUAUCAACACAUUAACACACUCCCUUAACAGAGAUAUAAUUGUAAUAUUUAAAAAAAGAGCUGAUACUAGAAAUGGAUGCACUACUGUUGUAGAUUGGAAGUUGGGAAGUUAGGAUAUAUAAAGCUAUUUAAUUAAGGUAUAUCUAGAUACAACGAUAAACCAUUACUAAUGAAAAAUGAUUCGAAAUGAAGUUCGGUUAUACAUGUUUUAAAAAGCCGUAAUGUUUAUGAUUUUCGUAAAAAUUUGAUUACAAAACUAUUAAAAAAUAUACUACAUGACACUCAAAUUUUUUUUUGACUACUAAUUAUGACCUAUAAUGAAUCUCCUGUUAAAUUUUCAAACAUUUCUGUUUCGUCUAACAGUUAAAAAAUAUAGGCAUCUAGCAAAAUUAAAAUGCCUAUAAAUUACUCAAAAAUAUUUUGAAAAUGUUACCAAGUCUAAAUAAUGAAAAUAUAGGUCUUCUAUUCAAAUGUCAAUUCUCUACGAAUAUUUUUUACUGAAUCAAAACAAACAACUUAACCUUUCAACGCAUCUGAUUGAGAGUUGAAUUGCGAUAUCUAGAUACAGUAUUAUAAUAAUAUAUUACAGGAGAAAUUUGCAUACACUGUAGGUAUAGACAACUGGCAUGCCUAUUCAUUUAGCCACAGUAAACACUUUUUAACGAUCCUAUCAAAAUUAUCAUAAGCUGCUUGGCAAUAGUUAAAUAAACAGACAUAUCAAUAAGAUACAUCAAAGCUGACUUCACGCGGAGUAAAUCGUAGUACACUUAUUAUAAAUGGUGUUAAACAAUUUUUUGAAACCCAAAAGGACUCUUGGCAAACUUACCGCUUUUAAAAAAAAUAAGAAGCUGCCCCAGGACAAUGGGGACGGGUGCAGCCACUGUUAUCGAUAAUUGAAUUGAUAACCAUUCAUAACAAAAGAAACGAUUCUGAGUGGAUUUCAGUUUAUAGUAUUGGAAAUUAUUAUAAGCACAACCUCUCCUCAAAGAAAAAAAUGUUGCGUGCGUUACUAAAAAUACUUAUCCAUAAUUUCUAUGUAUAUAAUUGUAUAGGGGUUAAACGAAAAGAUGGACAGCACAGACAAAAACGUAGGCCUGGACGUAACCCAAGGAUACCGUUUACCAAUCAACAAGUUAUGGUCUUGGAACAAGAGUUUCGACGCAGUGCGUACUUAGGAGGUACUAACGAUGUUCAUGUAUUGUCUGAAAGACUGCGGUUAUCAGAAAGUAGAGUAAGUACUCAUGAAAACGUUUAUACAAAUUAUUCAUUAAUUAUGUCAAAACAUACCAUCACAUGAAGG